This is a messenger RNA of Rubroshorea leprosula, 3641 nucleotides long. The record is from the annotation of a GenBank genome assembly. Lineage: Eukaryota; Viridiplantae; Streptophyta; Magnoliopsida; Malvales; Dipterocarpaceae.
AAAAAUUUCCUUCACUUUCCUCUUGCGAUCCUCAGAGAAAGUAAAAAAAAAAAGGAAAGAGGAAUAGCAAGAAAAGAGAAGCAGAAAAUGCCGACAUACAAAUUAAGGGGAAUCGACGUUGAUUUUCCGUUCGAGGCUUACGAGUGUCAGAAGGUUUACAUGGAGAAAGUCAUCGAAGCUCUCCAAAACAGGUCUAAUGCACUUUUGGAAAGUCCAACUGGCACUGGGAAAACAUUGUGUCUUCUCUGUGCCACAUUAGCCUGGAGGAAGAGUCUGGGUGGCUUCUCUACGGGUAGGAGUAAAAAAAGUAGUCAGAGUCCAGAUAGGGAUUCUGAUGAACCAUCAUCCCAGUCUGGGGCUACCAAUCUUCCUACCAUUGUGUACACCACUCGCACUCAUAGUCAGCUUCGUCAAGUUAUUCAAGAGUUGAAAAGAAGCAACUACAGGCCAAAAAUGGUAGUCUUAGGAUCUCGGGAGCAGUUGUGCAUUCAUGAUAAAGUGAGUUUACUUCAUGGAAAAGCUCAGACACAUGCAUGUCAUUUCCUCUGCAGAAAGCGUCAGAAGCGUCAUUGCAUCCACUAUCCUCAAGUUGCCGAUUAUAUGAAGCAGAAUCCUCAUCUCGGAGAUGAACCUGUUGACAUAGAGGAUUUGUUCAAUAUUGGUAGAAGAUAUGGGCCUUGUCCAUAUUACUUAUCGCGAGAGCUCCACAAAGUUGUUGAUAUUUUAUUUGCACCAUAUAACUAUCUCAUAGAUCGUGGGAAUCGGAAAUCUCUAAAGCUUGACUGGCAGAAGAGUAUAGUUAUAUUUGAUGAGGCUCACAACCUGGAAAGUUUAUGCGCAGAUGCCGCAUCUUUUGACCUACCUUCUGGACUUCUAACAGCAUGUAUAUCUGAAGCAAAAACCUGUAUUGACCUUGCUGUCUCAAGGAGGGAAGAUUCAAAUGACAAAUCACGAAAUCCAGAUAAUUUUGCUAUACUGCGAGCUCUUCUUUUGAAGCUUGAGAAGCGAAUUGCUGAAGUUCCCAUAGAAUCCAAGGAAUUUGGAUUUACAAAGCCUGGGCCUUACAUUUAUGAGUUACUUGGUGAUCUUAAUAUCACACAUAAGACUGCCUCAAAAAUUAUUAAUAUAAUUGAGGAAGCAGCAGUGCUACUUGAGGAAGAUAAACAGCAGAAGAAAAAUGAAACGGCCUGUAGGCUGGAGAGCUUCAGUGACAUCCUGAACCUAAUCUUUAGAGAUAAAGUCAAUGCUCAUGCAGAUUUUUAUCGUGUUCAUGUGCAGGAAGCUGAGACAAAAGCUACAGAAAUCCUUAAAGGUAAGACAUCCAGAACACUCAGCUGGUGGUGCUUCAAUCCAGGAAUUACCAUGCAAGAGUUCUCUCGACUGGGAGUUGGCUCGAUUAUAUUGACAUCUGGUACAUUGUCUCCCAUGGAUUCAUUUGCACAAGAGUUGAAAUUAGAUUUUCCUAUUCGGCUGGAAAAUCCCCAUGUUAUUUCUUCGACUCAGAUAUGGGCUGGAGUUGUACCAGUUGGUCCUUCAGGUUACUCUUUCAAUUCAUCUUACCGAAAUCGUGAUUCGCUGGAAUACAAACAAGAACUUGGGAAUGCUAUUGUCAAUUUUGCUCGAAUUGUACCUGAUGGAUUGCUUGUGUUCUUUCCAUCUUACUACAUUUUGGAUCAGUGCAUUGGGUGUUGGAAGAACAUGAGUUCUGUUAAUUCAACAACAAUAUGGGAAAGAAUCUGCAAACACAAGAAACCUGUUAUUGAGCCUAGACAGUCUUCCUUGUUUCCUUUGUCAAUUGAGGACUAUAUGGCUAAACUGAAGGACACCUCAUCUUCAGGUGCAAUAUUUUUUGCUGUUUGUCGUGGCAAGGUCAGUGAAGGACUGGAUUUUGCUGAUCACGCUGGGAGAGCAGUAGUUGUCACUGGCUUGCCAUUUCCCACAAGCAAUGAUGCUAAGGUUCGACUCAAACGUGAGUAUUUGGAUCAACAGGCACAAUCACUGAAGGAAGGAUGCCAGGCACUGAAGUUGCUAACUGGAGAAGACUGGUACAAUCGACAAGCAUCAAGGGCUGUGAACCAGGCAGUUGGACGUGUUAUCCGUCAUAGUCAUGAUUAUGGAGCAAUCAUUCUAUGUGAUGAGAGGUUUGGUUAUCCAAAUCGGCAAUCUCAAAUAUCCCGUUGGAUACAGCCUCAUCUCACAUGUUACAACAAAUUUGGUGAAGUUGCUUUUAAACUAACCCGUUUUUUCCGAGAUGGAGGAAUGUGCAGUCCUACGAAGCUUAAAUUAUUAGAAAAUGGAAACAUUGCAGAUGGAAGAGAGACAAAAACUGCUCAGCCACUUGAUAAAUCUUACUCAGAGAGUUUCUCUACUGGGUUAAAACCAGCGGAUAAAGCUUGCUCCACCAACCCAAUAUCUGUUUUACGUGAAGUUAAAAGGGGCAACAGUUCAAGCCAGCUGGGGGGCAUUCUUCCUGCCAAUCGCUCAUUUCUUACUCCUUGCAAGGAAGGCCAGGCUUCAGAGUUGAUGCAAUCAAGUGGUCAUGGUUUCAAGGACAAGAAAUCAAUUCCUUGUGGAGGAAACAAGCAACAGAAAAAUCAUGAAGUAAUCGAUUUGAUUGAUGAUUCUUUAUUGGAUGAAAAACCAAGUAAAGAGCCACAGUUAGUGCCUUUGUUGACAAAGAAACGUAAAGUGCUGAACAUAGAGCAUGACACUAUGCAGCAUGUCAAAAAUACUGGUGAUCACGCAUCUGGUGCCCAAAGGUCAGGGUCAAGUGACCAUCCUUUCAUGCUCACUUCAGUGAAAGUUGAGAAUACACGGACUUCUGAUACUAGCACCAUGGUAAAUGCUAAAGUUCAUUUGCUACAAAAAGAUGAAGGGGCUGCACUUGCAGAUGCUAAACCUCUUGGUCCAGAAAGAACAGGUUUUCAUUUAAGCACCAUACCUUGUGGAGAUGAGGAAACAAAGGGAUCUGUGUUUUUGAUUCAGGUGAAAGAGAAGCUUAGUUCUGCUGAAUAUAAAGAAUUUGUAGGGUUAAUGAAGGCACUGAAGUCCAAAACAAUGAAGAUUGGUCAGGUACUGCAAUGCAUUGUGAGAUUGUUUUCAGAACCUGAGAGGCUUCCUCUUCUUGAUAGAUUCAAGGAUUAUGUUCCUGCAAAAUAUCAAUCUUUAUAUGAGCAGUACCUCAAAACAAAUGUGGAAAGCUCAACAAGCAAAACAAGGAACUGAACUCAUCCAUACAGUAAUGUGAGGAAAAUAGGAGCAUCAUGGUAAGAUGGAAUUUUUCAAGGGUGUGAGUGAUGCAACCAUCACUGCUCUGGGAAAAAUCUUGCUUGGAUAUUCAAGGAGUGAAGGAUUUUUGCAUUUGCAACCUAAAGUGACUUGUUAAUUGCUAUAAAUUGCUAGUCUAAGCCCACGCAAACUUUUCCUGCUAAGCCAACCUAAAGGCAGCUGAUAGAUACAAAGAACCAAAAUUGAUUGGUAAUUGAUGUUUAACUGUACUUAAUAUGAUGUCCAAUGAUUUUGGCAUAUGUUUCUGGGAACUACAGUAGCAAUUGUAAAUAUAUAUCGUGCGCCCUGUUAUUCACUUGUAUAUAUAUAUAUGUGUGUGUGUGUGCGCGCUGAAAUAGAACCUCUGAUGCCAU